ACUUUCCUUUUCUUACCGACAGGACUCGUAGGAUUCGAACCAUCGCCUGUGGUUGUUACCUGAACUAUUUCGCCAUUGCAUUGGUGUACUUUGGCCUUACAAUAAGUGGAGGGAACUACGGGAUUGACAUCUUCUUUCAUGACGUUAUCGGGGGUGAUGGAAGCGCCUGCCUGUCUAGCUUUUCCGUUGGUAAAUCGUGUCGGUCGCAAAGCCAUAAUAAUCUGUUGUUCUCUCUUCACCGGCGCUUGUCUCCUCAUCACACCCUUCCUCCCUGCAGGGAUCGAUUGGUUGGAGGUCACGCUGGUCAUGCUAGGGAAAAUGGCCGUGAACGCAGCCUUCACCGUCAUAAUUUAUUUCACGACAGAGUUAUUCCCGACGGAGGUGAGAGUCAGAGGACUAGGUACAAGCCUCAUGGUGUCUCGUAUCGCUACCAUGUUGGCUCCCAUCAUCGUCGAAUACCUGGUGCUGGUAUAUAGCCGGCUGCCCUCGGUGGUGUUUGGAACAGCGACGCUGGUGACGGGAUUGGUUACUUUCAACUUACCCGAGACUUUGGGUGUCGCUCUUUCAGACACCAUCUCUCACCUGGAGAAGGAACACCAACAAAGAGUCGAUGAUGAACUGAAGAAACCGGAAAUAUAAAGAAAUGGACCACCUGUGACAAUUAUUUCUUAUAUAUCCACCAAGAAAUCGUGAUUUGUAAAUACUGCCUCGGCCAGUGGGACCUUGGAUGGUGGACUUGUGUAUUAAAUCAUCGUUGAAUGCGCUUGUCAGGGAUUUAACUGUAUAAUUUAUGUAAUCCACUUGUUAAAAUGUAUGAAUUAUUAUUAUUAUUAAUAUUAUUAUUAUUAUUA
This is a messenger RNA of Homarus americanus (American lobster), 851 nucleotides long. RefSeq names its product solute carrier family 22 member 21-like. Gene Ontology annotation, molecular function: transmembrane transporter activity. The record is from RefSeq and is a predicted model, not a curated record. The transcript is spliced from 4 exons. Gene Ontology annotation, biological process: transmembrane transport. NCBI's taxonomy places the organism in Eukaryota, Metazoa, Arthropoda, Malacostraca, Decapoda, Nephropidae. The coding region runs from base 139 to 639 and encodes 166 amino acids.